GCUGUGAGAGAAACAAAGGAAUGGAACAAACUAAGUGUGGACCUCAAACGGAGUACUAGUGUCAAAAACUUUAAGCGUUCCUUUUUUAAAAUAAUUUUAAAUAAUCAAAUUCUUACGCAAUUAUUCAUGUAAAUUUUAAAAUCUGUAUAUAACCACAUUUUAUAAUCUUAUUUUGCAAUGUAAAAAGGCUUAAAUACAAUACAGAAGCUAUACUAACUUUGCGAUAAAAAUAUAAAUUUUAUGGUUGAUUGUUAACCUCAUUGAGACCCUCUUGGAACCAGAGAUCUAGACACUGUCUUAGCUUUUCUCGCGAGAGCGCGUGCAUGAAAAUCGACCCUUUUGAUGACGCAUUUACUAGCAAAGCUUUCCUCGAUAGGGAAAAAAAUUGCACAAUGGAAAUCAAAAUUCAAAGUGUACUUCCGCUUUUUCUUAUCCCUUUGAUUGCCUCUUCUACUAGCGUUUGCGAUAAAAACCCCAGCCUUAUACAGUGUAUUGCUCUGAGAAACCAGUUCAUUUUGCCACUCAAGGACAGUUGUAAUCCAUUGAAGAAAAACUGCGACACAGGAGACUUGGUCGAUCCAAGAGUUGCCAACUGCCAUUUAGAAUUCAGUGGGAACGUGUUUCAUUCUUUGCUGGACGGAUUUAAAAUGAGUUAUGGGUACAGAUGCUUUCCCAUCGUUCCGGACCCUAAUAUGUUUCACAGGCGGAAUGUCGGGCCAAGUUAUGGGGAACCCCGCUGUGUUCCCACUAAACUUGAUAAACAUGGAAGCUUCACUUGCGGGGAACACGGAACACGAUGUGUGUGCGAUGCUCCUGCAGAAUAUAACUCAUAUGGGACACAAUGGUUGAGGAACAACUGUAGGUGUCAGUAUUUUGUGAAUCUUUGCCGUAUUCCUAAAGUCUGCGCGAGUCGUGGGAUUUGCAAAAUGUGGGGAUCCGAACUGCGCUGUGAAUGCCCUGCUGACAAAGAGCAAUGCAGGCCCGGAAUAAACCAGUGUAAAGCUAAUCCGGGACUUUGCUUGGACGAGGGCAAGAUUUGCAUCGAACUCUAUGAUACAAACGUAGGCUGGCUGAUUGGAAAUGAACAGAAAGGCGAUGGCUUUGCCUGCAUUUUAGCGGGGACUGUUAAGUCUUUAGCGACCGUCACACAUUACUGCGAUAUCUCCCAAGAAACAUUCAGUAGAAUCGGAGGAGUAGAGCCUAAGAAUGAGUUAGACUUGUGCUGCUAUCGAAUGCUGACUUGCGCGGGUGGAGAAAGCAUUCCAAAGAAAGGAACCAUUUUCAGCUACAGACCGUGUUACUGCAACGUAGAAUUCCGAAAGUGCCUCUUCACGGCCGCCUUUGAUCCCAAGUUUAAGGGAAACGUUGAGCAGAUGAUUGAAGUAUUAAACAACUUGGCGCAUUGCAUCAUUGACGACGGCGUCCAGUGUGAUCCUGUGCGUCCCUGGACUUGCCAGAAAGGUGACCUUAUCAAUCCUAAAUUUGCACAUUGUGCUAUUGACUGUAGAACAGGCCCAGUACUGCCAAUCUGGGCUCGAGCCUGUGCCCUUCGACAAUGCAAGCCACCUUACCAUCGCGAAAAUCUUAGGAUUAUAGACGUACCACGCAUGGAGGAAAGCUCAAUUUGUAAGCCUGUAGAGGACCUGCCAAUAUUGUGCGGAAAUAGAGAAACGAACACCCGAUGUGUUUGCGACGGUAAGCCGAGCAGAUCAGAUUUCACCGACAGAUGCCGAUGCCAGUAUUGGCCAGACCGAUGGGAAGAAAGACAGUCUAAAGAAAAGUAAAAUUAUUAGCGUUAUCUUGUUUAAGUUGCUCUAAAUAAAUUUAUUAGAAAUUUUAGUUUUGUCGGAAGAUAUUUCUGUAAACGUUUUUGAAUGCCGUAAUUGAGGGAGAAAGUGAGGUGCGCCAUCAAGCGUGUGAAGAUUUAACACGUGAUAUUCAAAUGUGUGAAAUACUUAAUGAAAAAGGACUAAAUAAAAGAAGAAAAAGAUUUAUUAAUUAUUCCCAAAAAAUUUCGCAUAUAAUAAUGGUUCAAAUUCCUCACGCAAUCAAAAAAGGGACAGUUCGCUGUUCCUCACUAACCGUUUUUCCAGUAAUAUCUUUCCAGAGCUGUUCAGCUGCUUAAACUCGCACUUUGCUUGUCUUUUCCAACUAUUCUGACAAAUAUCUAUACGAUCAAAAUUA
Messenger RNA from Pocillopora damicornis (cauliflower coral), 2184 nucleotides. RefSeq lists its product as uncharacterized. The record is from RefSeq and is a predicted model, not a curated record. Lineage: Eukaryota; Metazoa; Cnidaria; Anthozoa; Scleractinia; Pocilloporidae. Gene Ontology annotation, molecular function: A2-type glycerophospholipase activity. Gene Ontology annotation, biological process: phospholipid metabolic process; arachidonate secretion.